AUGGUUCGCAACAUUCACAUCGCCGUGCUGGAUGUUGACAUCCCAGCCCGCGGUCUCUACGAAGCCCGAGGCCUCUGCAGCGCACACUUCCGCAGCAUCCUCCGCGAGACAGCAGCACACCUGAACGAAACCAACCCAAACAUAAUCGACCCUAUUAAUAUAACCGUCACACCCUACGAUAUUCGCGGAGGCCAUUUCCCCGAAUUCCACCUGAUGCGCGGCUCCGACCCUCAAGACGGAUAUCCCGUUCUGAACCCCAUCGACGCCAUCAUGAUCACCGGCGGUAACCCAGGCGUGUACGAAAUGCCACACUCACCCUGGAUGCAAGUGCUGCAGAAAUUUAUCAGAACCGUUUACGACGAACACUCCGAGGUUCGCAUUCUGGGAACUUGCUUCGGCCACCAGCUCAUUUCGCACGCCCUUGUUCGCGAUCCCAAGGACGAGGUCCGCGACGUCUACGUCGAGAAGUGCCCUCUGGGAAGAGAAGUUGGAAUUUACAAAGUUGAUCUUAAUAAGCAAUUUAUUCAGUCGUUCCCUUCGGCUUUCGCUCAUCUUCCGCAAGGCCAGAUGCGCAUCCAGAUGUUCCACGGUGAUCGGGUCAUGGCUGUUGAGAAGGGGGCUCCUGUGUCGCUGAGCGAUACCCCUCCUGUUUCCCUGCCUGCUCCUUGGAUUAAUGUUGGAAGUACCCCUAUCUGCCCUAUUCAGGGCCUUUAUAACCCCGGCCGUGUGUUGUCUGUUCAGGGUCACUAUGAGAUGGAUGCCUUUGGUCUGACCAAGAUGUGCAAGGAUGCUGCGCCCACUAUGGGAUGGAAGGAGUCCAAGCUUGCCGUAUUCCUGGAGCAGGUUGGUCCUGAUAUGGUGGAUCAACAGGACGAUGCUAAGUGCUUUGCUACCGCGGUUGUCUCCUUCCUGUCUGACCUGGAGGGAUGA
This is a messenger RNA of Penicillium cosmopolitanum, 930 nucleotides long. Its product is annotated as type 1 glutamine amidotransferase. The coding region runs from base 1 to 930 and encodes 309 amino acids. Gene Ontology annotation, cellular component: nucleus; cytosol. The record is from RefSeq and is a predicted model, not a curated record. The transcript has a single exon. NCBI's taxonomy places the organism in Eukaryota, Fungi, Ascomycota, Eurotiomycetes, Eurotiales, Aspergillaceae.